Abrus precatorius (Indian licorice) is the source of this 1458-nucleotide messenger RNA. Its product is annotated as protein ZINC INDUCED FACILITATOR-LIKE 1-like. Gene Ontology annotation, biological process: regulation of stomatal closure; transmembrane transport. Bases 1 to 1458 code for a protein of 485 amino acids. Gene Ontology annotation, molecular function: solute:potassium antiporter activity. The transcript is spliced from 17 exons. NCBI's taxonomy places the organism in Eukaryota, Viridiplantae, Streptophyta, Magnoliopsida, Fabales, Fabaceae. The record is from RefSeq and is a predicted model, not a curated record. Gene Ontology annotation, cellular component: plasma membrane; plant-type vacuole membrane.
AUGGAAGAGGAGAAUGUUAAACAACCAUUGUUGGAGAAUAAGUACCAUAAGGACUGCCCUGGUUGUAAGGUGGAUCAAGCCAAAGAGCUGAGUCAAGGACAGGGUGUACCCAUUAAAAAUCUUUUGAUCAUAUGGAUGGUGGUGUUAUGUGCUGCACUGCCUAUAUCAUCUCUCUUUCCGUUCCUUUACUUUAUGGUAAGGGAUUUGCAUAUUGCAAAGACAGAAGCUGAUGUUAGUUCUUAUGCUGGUUAUGUGGGAUCCGCAUACAUGUUUGGCAGAUGUUUGACAUCUGUAUUGUGGGGAAUUAUAGCUGAUCGCUAUGGUCGAAAGCCUGUUCUAGUUAUAGGGGUCAUCACAGUUGUCAUUUUCAACACACUAUUUGGCCUUAGCACAACUUUUUGGAUGGCUUUGACCAUGAGAUUUCUUUUGGGAAGUUUAAAUGGUUUGCUUGGACCAGUGAAGGCCUAUGCUACUGAACUUUUUCGGGAAGAACACCAAGCUCUAGGACUCUCAACUGUCAGUGCAGCUUGGGGCAUAGGUUUAAUCAUUGGCCCAGCACUGGGGGGCUAUCUGGCUCAGCCAGUAGAGAAAUACCCUCAUAUAUUUCCAAAAAAUUCCUUUUGGGAUAAGUUUCCAUACUUCUUGCCCUGCUUUGCAAUAUCAGCAGUUUCAUUUGUAGUCUCUAUUUUCUGUAUAUGGAUUCCAGAAACACUUCACAACCACGGAAAUGAAUCAAAAGAUGAUGCUGAAGCUAUAGAGAAUGGAAGCAGUAAGGCUGACAGAGACGAGAAAAUCCAAAAGAACGAAAACCUCCUCCUGAACUGGCCAUUAAUGUCAUCUGUCAUUGUUUAUUCUGUUUUCUCACUUCAUGAUAUUGCUUAUCAAGAGAUUUUCUCAUUAUGGGCUGUCAGUUCUCCAAGGCUAGGGGGUUUGAACUUUACAACUGAUGAUGUUGGUAAUGUUCUUUCAAUAUCAGGUUUUGCACUUAUCAUCUACCAACUUUCCUUAUACCCAUCUGUGGAAAAAAUAUUUGGACCUAUUCAUAUUGCCCGCAUCUCGGGGAUAUUAUCUCUACCACUUUUGCAAAGUUACCCCUUCAUAGCAUUGUUGUCUGGCUUAGCACUAUUCAUAGUGAUAAGUAUUGCCUCAAUUCUGAAGAAUAUUUUGUCUCUGACCAUUAUAACUGGUUUGUUCCUUAUACAAAACCGAGCUGUGGAACAACACCAAAGGGGGGCAGCUAAUGGCAUUUCUAUGACAGGCAUGUCACUAUUCAAAGCUAUUGGCCCUGCUGCUGCUGGUGCAGUAUUAACUUGGUCACAGAAACGGAUGGAUGCUUCAUUCCUCCCAGGCACCCACAUGGUCUUCUUAGCACUGAACUUGGUUGAAGGACUUGGAAUACUAAUGAUGUUCAAACCAUUCCUUGGUGAAAAGAAGGAAACACAUUCAAGUCAGAUAUAA